GCUCUGCUGGAUAACAGGGUCUCACUUUUCUGUUCAAACAGUGAGAGCGUCAGAAAGGGAAUGGGACAGACAAGAGACAGAGGUAGACAGAGGUGUGACCGAGUGGAAGACAGAGUCAGGGAAGCUAAUAGCGAGCUGGUCCUUCCAAUUUAUGUCUAGAAACCCAGAAAAAGCCAAACAAGCGGUAGAUUUUCGUGCGUAAAAAGAGAGUAGGCUGCCCUCUAAAUUCUUAAGUUUUACAACACUUCUCUUCCAGGCUGAACAGUUGUUCCGAGGUAGUGUCCUCUGUGGAGUUUUCUUUGUCUCCGCAAGUGACACUAAAGUGCACGGAUUACAAUGAUAAGGAUUUUAGAGGUUUGGGUCACCUCGGUGGCCAUUUCUCUGCUGGUUAAGGGGGCUCUUGGAGGUUAUGGGAUGAGUAUGUUUGCUGCCCAGUCGUCCCCUCCAGACCCAUGCUAUGAUGAGAACGGCAACCCCCGGAGGUGUAUCCCCGAUUUCGUGAACUCUGCUUUCGGGAAGGACGUGCGCGUCUCCAGCACCUGUGGAACCCCGGCCUCAAGGUACUGCGUCGUGACGGAGAACGGAGAGGAGAGGACUAGGGAUUGCCACACCUGCGAUGCAGGGGACCCAAAGAAAACUCAUCCACCUGCGUAUUUAACUGAUCUCAACAACCCUCAUAACCUCACCUGCUGGCAGUCAGAAAACUAUGUCCAGUAUCCUCAGAACGUCACGCUCACUUUGUCCUUGGGUAAAAAAUUUGAGGUCACCUAUGUGAGCUUGCAGUUCUGUUCACCCCGACCCGAAUCUAUGGCUAUCUUUAAAUCCAUGGACUAUGGCAAAUCCUGGGUUCCUUUCCAAUUCUACUCUACCCAGUGUAAGAAGAUGUAUACCAAGCAGAAUAAGGCUGUAAUUACCAAGCAGAACGAACAAGAGGCGAUUUGCACAGACUCUCACACGGACAUGCACCCGCUGACAGGUGGGCUCAUUGCGUUCAGCACCUUGGAUGGCAGACCCUCGGCGCACGACUUCGACAACUCUCCCGUGCUGCAGGACUGGGUGACAGCCACCGACAUCAAGGUGGCGUUCAGCCGACUGCACACGUUUGGGGAUGAGAACGAGGACGACUCGGAGCUGGCUAGAGAUUCCUACUUUUACGCGGUAUCAGACCUACAGGUUGGCGGGCGGUGCAAGUGCAACGGCCACGCUUCAAAGUGCGUAAAAGAUAGGGAAGGAAACCUGGUAUGCGAGUGCAAGCACAACACCGCGGGGCCGGAGUGUGACAGGUGCAAACCUUUCCAUUAUGACCGUCCUUGGCAGCGCGCAACCGCAAGAGAGGCAAACGAAUGUGUUGCCUGCCACUGUAACCUGCACGCCCGGCGCUGUCGUUUCAACAUGGAGCUGUACAAGCUAUCUGGGCGGAGGAGUGGCGGAGUCUGUCUCAACUGCCGCCACAACACGGCCGGACGCCACUGCCACUACUGCAAGGAGGGUUUCUUCCGGGACAUGUCCAAGGCCAUCUCUCACAGGAGGGCCUGCAAAGCGUGUGAUUGUCAUCCAGUUGGCGCAGCCGGCAAGACCUGCAACCAAACCACCGGCCAGUGUCCCUGCAAGGACGGCGUGACCGGCAUCACCUGCAACCGCUGUGCCAAGGGCUACCAGCAGAGCCGCUCUCCUAUCGCCCCCUGCAUAAAGAUUCCAGUUGCAUCGCCCACCGCCACCUAUACCAGCUCUGAAGAGCCCUUAGAUUGUGAUUCUCACUGCAAGGCAUCCAAGGGCAAGCUGAAGAUCAACAUGAAGAAGUACUGCAAGAAAGACUAUGCUGUCCAAGUGCACGUCCUCAAAGGAGACAAGGCAGGAGAGUGGUGGAAGUUUACCGUGAACAUCAUCUCCGUCUACAAGCAAGGUGAACAACGCAUUCGGCGCGGCGACCAGCUCCUGUGGGUGCGUGCCAAGGACGUGGCCUGCAAAUGCCCCAAGAUCAAGCUUGGCAGGAAGUACCUGCUGCUGGGCACGGAUGACGACUCCCCCGGGCAGAGUGGCGUGGUGGCGGACAAGGGCAGCCUGCUCAUCCCCUGGAAGGACCUGUGGGGCCGGAGACUGAGGAAGUUCCAACAGCGCGACAAGAGGGGCAAGUGUUAAGAGGAGCCAGAGAGGAGAGAAAGAGAGGGGGCUCACCUCGAGUCUGAGGAACACAGGAGGAGGAGAAAGAAAGAGGAAACACCAGAGUAAGAGAGGAAAGAGGGAGAGGUGAAGUGAACAGAGAGAGAGAGAGAAAGUGACUGAGUGCUGCUGCUUUGAGUGGAAGCAAAAAGAGAAUAUUAGUUUUAGAAACAUUUGUGUGAAGGAGCUCUUUUUACAGUUGUUGUUCUGUUUGUCCUUCAAGGUUUGUUUCAUUGUGGAAUUGCAGAGUUUGCACCUAAUAUUUCAGAUAAGUUACUUAUUUUUUGUUUUAUUCGUGAUACCAUUAUUUUUAUAUUUCCAGUUCAUUUCUACAGAACAAAAAUCUACUGUAUCACAUAUCUGUGUUUAAAGAGGCUCUUUUAUAUAUAUAUAUAUAUAUAUAUAUAUAUAUAUAUAUAUAUAUAUAUAUAUAUAUAUAUAUAUAUAUAUAUAGUGUAAAGUUUUUUCUAGCAAGCUGAGGUGGCACGGCAUGACUUAAGGGGAAUCUCUCUCAUGUUUAAUGAGUGGCUCCUGCUUGCCAGGCCUUGUCAAGAUAAACUGUGUAAACUGUUAAGAGUGUUAACAUGUUAAAUUGAUCAUUUAAACUAGGUUUUACUGUUGUUUCAGCGUAUACUUGUAAAAAUGGGAGAAAAAAAACAAAAACAAGCCAGCUAUUGCCAGUUACCUUUCUUCUUUAAGAGCUCCUCAUGUGGUUGUUACCUCAUUAUUACUGCUAACUAUGUAAUCAAAAUGAAAGUGCCAUGAAGAAGUUGCUCCUCAGAUACUAGCAUAGGGAAAGAGUCUGUUAAAUGAUACAUUUCCUUGCCAUCCUGACAGUGUGGUUGUGACCUCAGCAAAAUAAAAGUACCAGUAGGCAUGAUAUAAUUAUACAAUAUUUUUGUAUUUAGACAGCACUCUGUUCUCAACUAGAAGAACUAAAAUAGAUGAGUUGACCAUGCACUUAAUGUUUAGUCCUUUAUUAUUCAACAGUAUUCAGAACAUAUAAGAUAUGUUCAGUGUUUAAUGGCACCUUGCAGGAUACAAACUAACAUACUGUAUUGUUUCAGAAAAAUCAAAGAACUAAUGUAUGUCCAUUCAUGAUUGUUCAAACUGAGAUCAGACAUUUGACUGAUUAUGUGCUGCCUUUGGCCUUUGGUCCUGGAACCUAAUGUCCACUGACUCUGUGUCAUUGAUUGAUGCAUUUGGGUUUGCUAUCCUGUUCACGUUUGUUAAAAUACGAAGUACUGCUUGAACAUUCCUCUGAGCAUUGACCUGUUUCUGCUGGUAAAGGACUGAUCGUGGGGGGACAUUCUGAUUUCUUCAACAGUGGAUCACCUCAUGUGGUUUGAUAAGACCUGUCAAAAUGAACCUACGUUUUGUUAAAAUAAUAGAUGCAUGCUGACUACUUAGCUGACUAAGCUAACCAAAUUGUGGAUGACAGUAUGUACAGUAUGUAUAUGCUGUAUAAAGAUACAUGCAUUAUGUUGUAAAAGAAAACCUGUGGAGUGAUGAAAUAUCACAGGAGUCAAGCUGUGUGAUCACUGUCAGCAUCUGAUUCUCACUUCAAACCUUGCAGACAUUCCAUUUUCAAGACGUUACUUGGUACUCAACAAAAGGGGUGACCAGCUGUUUAAAUGUUAUAUAGCUGUAUAGUUUGUUACUAUUUUUUGUUAAACAUUUACUAGAUUUGUGUCCAUGUGUUAUUAACCAGAGUUUUAAAUACCAUAGGCUUAAUAAAUGGGUAGACAAAUAAAUGAAAAAGAGGCAGAUUUCUCUUGUUUACAAGUUAUGCAUACCCAGGAGUGUAUUUCAGCAGAGAGAGGCUUAUCUACAACCUGUAAUAAACAUUCCCAAACAUAUUUGGGAAAUACAUAAACACACAUAAAUGCAAGCAGAUGCACACCUGCACACACACAUACCCACACACUUUUUUAAAAACAUAUUUGUAUUGACAUUUUUAUUGCAAUCCAUUUCAACUGUUCUUGUGCCAGUACAUCCAUCUCUGGAUCUACACAUAUCAAAGCUGUCAGUGGUUGCAGUGUGUAAAGUUAGACCAGUUUUCCACACAUUUGGAGAAAGGUACUCAGUCAUGACCAGAUAUCUGCUACAAAAAUAUAUCUGAAUGUUGCUUGUGUUCAUACUUGGGCUUGUAAAUGUUGUUUAGCUUUGUCCAUUGCAAAAGUUUGUGUAAUGUCCUGUAAUGCAUACUAAUAUAUUAUGUUUAUCACAAAUGAAUAUAUUUAAUGACACAUGAAACAAUGUGGCUUUUGUUUUUGCCUGUUUUUAUUUUUGGUUACUCUUUGCUUUGGAUAAUAGACGGCUGUAAUGAAAAAGUAAAAGUCUGUAGCUAUUGAACAGCCUAGUAAAUCUGAAAUAAAGCUCUGUAAAAGUA
Messenger RNA from Salmo salar (Atlantic salmon), 4552 nucleotides. RefSeq names its product netrin-1-like. The record is from RefSeq and is a predicted model, not a curated record. Gene Ontology annotation, cellular component: basement membrane. Lineage: Eukaryota; Metazoa; Chordata; Actinopteri; Salmoniformes; Salmonidae. Gene Ontology annotation, molecular function: protein binding. Gene Ontology annotation, biological process: dendrite development; animal organ morphogenesis; motor neuron axon guidance.